UUUGCCCCGCAGUCAGGACUGACCGUUUCGUUGGGAAUAUAUAAAUGUCAAAAUCAUGACAUAAAGCUUUUAUUUUUUUUAUACAGUGAAGUGUUGUGUUUAAAAAUAAAAGUUACGCAAGUGUGGUGUUUGGUUAUAUAAAGUAGAGCAACAGGAUGGCGGGAAUGAAUCCUCGUCUGGCGUUCGCCAUCGUUUCCUCAGCAUGCUGGUCAGCGUUCCAACACGGGUACAAUACAGGAGUCUUAAAUGCCCCCCAAGCGAUCAUGUCAGAAUGGCUUCAGAAGGAGGCGUUGACGGGAACAAAUGUAACGCUACCAGCGAAAGAUGACCCGAAGGUGACAACAGUGUGGUCGAUCGCAGUGGCCAUUUAUUGUGUGGGGGGUAUGAUUGGGGGCGUCAUCACCGGCGUCAUCGCUGACAGAUUUGGAAGAAAAGGUGGUUUACUCCUAAACAAUGGUCUGGUCUUCAUCGCAGCGGCGCUCCAAGGUUGUGCGAAGUUGGCGAAUUCAUCUGAAAUGCUCAUCGUUGGAAGGUUGAUAAUCGGAGUGAACAGCGGUCUGAACGCAGGUCUGACUCCGAUGUACCUGGCGGAGAUAUCUCCUGUUUCGUUACGAGGAUCGAUCGGAACGGUCUAUCAGCUGGUGAUCACAAUCACGAUACUGUUAUCUCAAGUCUUAGGACUGGAAUCAGUGUUGGGCACUGAUGGCGGUUGGCCGUUGCUGUUGGCGCUGGCCGCGAUUCCAGCUUUGAUCCAGUGCUGCACGUUACCGCUUUGCCCUGAAUCCCCGAAGUAUUUACUGCUGAACAAGGGUGCUGAACUUCACGCUCAAAGGGCUCUAAACUGGUUAAGAGGCGACGUCGCUGUCCACGCUGAAAUGGAAGAAAUGCACCAGGAAGCGGAGAAGAAUAAAAUAAGCAAGAAAGUCACGUUGCGUGAACUCUUCCGCAACCGUCAGCUCCGACAGCCACUCCUGAUAGCCAUGGUCGUGAUGGUCGCCCAGCAGCUCUCCGGGAUCAACGCUGUGAUAUUCUUCUCGACGGAUAUCUUCCAAUCAGCUAACUUGAGUGAGACGCAGAGCCAAUACGCGACUUUGGGCAUGGGAGCAAUGAACGUCGUGAUGACCGUCAUAUCUCUCCUGCUGGUGGAAGUCGCUGGCAGGAAGACGCUUCUCUUGACGGGAUUCACUGGCAUGCUGUUCUGUACCGUCGCGCUCUGUGUUGCCAAUUUAUACACGGCUCACGUGUGGGUGUCCUACGUCUGUAUAGCUCUGGUUAUACUGUUCGUGGUGAUGUUCGCAGUGGGCCCAGGUUCGAUUCCGUGGUUCCUUGUGACCGAGCUGUUCAACCAGGCAGCUCGUCCGGCGGCGUCAUCGGUAGCUGUCACCAUCAACUGGACCGCGAACUUCAUCGUCGGCUUGAGCUUCUUACCUUUAACGCUCAUCCUGGGUUCGAAUACGUUCGUAAUAUUCGCAAUAUUGCAGUUUAUUUUCAUUCUCUUCAUCGCUUUUAAAGUUCCGGAGACGAAGAACAAAACUAUUGAAGAGAUCACCGCAAUGUUCAGACAGCAGAUGUAAACAUCUAAAAUGUUUUUAAAUUAUUUUCGUACGUCAUUGAACACAACGUGAAGUUCGCGCGUAUCGCGUCAAUGAUCUUAUAAUAUAUUAUUAUGUACUAAAACCUUUUCCGAAUCGCGUUAAAUUUCGACAUAGUAGUUUUUUUCAGUUAUAGAUUACAAUAAAACGUCAACGAGUACAGAUAUGUUACUAUACAAACUAGUAUAACGCCAUUUAGGCACGUGUUAGAUAUAUCGAAACACAACUAAAAUCGGUGGUUGGUUCUGGUACGUCAAAGCAGCAGUACGAUAACAUUAAAUUAAUGAAACAUUCGCCCUGUCUCUCUUUAACUUUAUACUAACCCAUCUGCGAGAGAGAGAUGAAGCGAAUGUCAAACCGAUUCCGAUGACACGUUUCAUCUCUUUCCCACAUAUCGUACGUAUGUAAAGUUAAACAAAGACGGGACGAUAUCUAGAGGAUGUCAACGUCGAUAUUUAAUCCAAAUAUCCGUUACACAUCGAUGUCACAAAAUACAGAUAUCUCCCGUGCCUGUAGUAAAGUAAUGUGACGUUUGGGGUGUCGAGCAGAGCUGACACACACCAGAUAAUAAAGGCAUGUCUAUUUUUAUCAGCAUUGCAGAACUAUCGAUAGUUGACCUCGAAAAUUAUUCAGGAUAUCGAUAGUACUAUCGAUAGUGUUGUUUUGAUCAAUACUAUUAUACUU
Molecule: messenger RNA, 2276 nt
Organism: Vanessa atalanta (red admiral)
Lineage: Eukaryota; Metazoa; Arthropoda; Insecta; Lepidoptera; Nymphalidae
Product: solute carrier family 2, facilitated glucose transporter member 1-like
Exons: 12
Coding region: 156-1574 (472 amino acids)
Biological process (GO): monosaccharide transmembrane transport
Cellular component (GO): membrane
Molecular function (GO): hexose transmembrane transporter activity
Source: RefSeq, a predicted model, not a curated record